UUCAUUGUGGACCUUGACUUCCUCCACAGAUCAUGCUUCCUCCGUAAUUCCAAACUCGAAUACCUUAAUCUAAUUUCACCAUGAGUCGCCUACUCUGCCUUCUACUACUGCUUCUCCAUGCUUCCAAAGCCAAGAGUUGGGCUGAGGAUCUCGAGGGGAAUGAGGAAGAAGAGUUUAUCAAGGAUUGCCGAACUAAUUCCGCCUGCAGAGGAACAGACGUCAGCUACCCCUUUCGCCUGAACUCGACUCCCGCGUACUGCGGCGUUCAGGGCUUCGAGGCAUCAUGUUCCGCUGCUGGUGACGCCAUCAUCUCGCUCCCUGAUUUAGGACCCUGCAAGCUCAUCUCCAUGAAUUUUGAGUCCGUUAGAAUCAAAUUAGGAGAUGAAAGAGCUGAUCAGUGUUCCUUGCAAAAGCUCAUCUACGCCAAUCUCACCGGUUCAAUUUACGGCAGUUAUUCGCUGGUGAGAUGCCCGAGUGGAAUAGCAACAGAUUCGGAUUCGAUUAGAGGACCCAUUCCGUGCCUCAGCAAUGAGAGUCAAGGGCAGUUUGUUUAUCAAGUGGAUGCUUCGGCUUCCAUGGACCUGCUCCCGUCACAAUGCGAGGGCACCGGAAGUGCUGUUGGAGCGUGUGUAAGUGGAAUUGUAGCUGUAUUAGCAGCUCUCAUUAUAGUGUACAUUUUAAAGAAGUCUGAAAAGGAUAAACAAACUCGUUUUAAGGUAGAACAAUUUCUAGCAGCAUAUGGCGAUGCAAAACCAACUCGGUAUUCUUUUUCAAAUAUUCGAAAGAUCACAAAGAGGUUCAAGAAUAAGUUGGGGCAGGGUGGUUAUGGAAGUGUGUAUAAAGGGGAGCUAUCAAAAGGAAUUCCGGUUGCCGUUAAGAUGCUUGAGGGUUCGAAGGGGGAAGGUCAAGAAUUCAUCAAUGAAGUUGCAACCAUUGGAAGGAUUCACCACAUCAACAUUGUUCGCUUGUUGGGAUUUUGCUCAGAACGAUCAACCCGUGCUUUGAUCUACGAGUUCAUGCCAAAUGAAUCUUUGGAAAAGUAUAUUUUCUUAGGACAAGACAAAGGAAGCAACAAACCAUUCAACAUGGAGAAAUUGUUGAACAUUGCGAUUGGCAUCGCUCGAGGCAUCAAGUAUUUACAUCAGGGAUGUGAACAACGCAUUUUGCAUUUUGAUAUUAAACCACAUAACAUUCUAUUGGAUCAUCAGUUAAAUCCAAAGAUUUCAGAUUUUGGGCUAGCAAAGCUUUGCUCAAGGGAGAUUAGUAUUGUGACUAUGACUGCUGCGAGAGGUACAAUGGGAUAUAUUGCUCCUGAGAUGUAUUGUAGGAAUUUUGGAACAGUGUCAUAUAAAUCUGAUGUCUAUAGUUUUGACAUGUUGUUGUUGGAGAUGAUAGGAGGCCGAAAAAAUCAUGAUCCUGAAAUAGGAAAAAAGAGUGAGAUUUAUUAUCCAGAAUGGGUGUACGAUCGACUAGUUGAAAGACAAGAUUUAGUAUUGACAACGGAGGUGGAAGAAAAAGAUGGAGAAAUAAUGAAGAAGCUCUCCAAGGUGACUUUAUGGUGUAUUCAGUGGAAUCCAACUGAAAGACCUACCAUGACUAGAAUUCUUCAUAUGCUUACAAGUUCAGAAGAAGUGCACAUGCCUCCUAAACCAUUUGUCUCUAAUAUCAAUCAUGAUUAUACUAAUUAAUUAAUAUCCCAAACAUUCUCUCUUUCUAUGUGUAACCUAAGUUGGUAGUGACUUAAGUAAGUUCGUCGUGUUUAUAUUCAGUGGAAUCCUAUUGGCAUUAUUGUAUGGAUAUUUACAAGAAUUAUUUUCUU
This is a messenger RNA of Zingiber officinale, 1819 nucleotides long. Its product is annotated as rust resistance kinase Lr10-like. Gene Ontology annotation, molecular function: ATP binding; protein kinase activity; polysaccharide binding. The transcript has 2 exons. NCBI's taxonomy places the organism in Eukaryota, Viridiplantae, Streptophyta, Magnoliopsida, Zingiberales, Zingiberaceae. The record is from RefSeq and is a predicted model, not a curated record. Gene Ontology annotation, biological process: protein phosphorylation. The coding region runs from base 81 to 1688 and encodes 535 amino acids.